UCCCGGCGCGUCGGGGUGCGGAUAGGUGCGCGGGGGGCCGCGGAGGAGCCUCUCCCGCUUAGGUGUGAGCUGAUUAUUCAAAUGGGCAGCCGAGGACCUGGGGAUUGGAGGCUCGCCCGGCCGCUCCGUGCUAUAUCACUCGGGCACCCACGUCACUGCAGCACUUGUCCUCCUCUUCCUCCUCCUCCUCUUCUUCCUCCCUCCUCCCUCCUCCUCCUCCUCCUCCUCCUCCUCCUCCUCCGGCUCCUCCAUCGCCUCCGGGCGACUCUUCACCGCGGAGCGCUGCGAAAACCCACCCAAGGAGCAGCAGCGAUUAAAAAACCAGCGCCAGCGCCGCUCGACACCCCCCCCCUUCCUCCCUCCCUCCUCUUCCUCCUCCUCCAGAGGCUCCGUCGGAGGGGAGGGAGGGCUGGGCGCUUUUUUUUUUCCCCCGGUUUUUUUUUGGGGGUUGCUCUCUGUCGUCGUUUGUUGUGGCUGUUAAAUUUUAAACUGCCAUGCACUCCACUUCCAGUAUGCUGGGAGCGGUGAAAAUGGAAGGCCAUGAGCACACGGACUGGAGCAACUACUACGGGGAGCCCGAGAGUUACUCCUCGGUGAGCAACAUGAACGCGGGGCUGGGCAUGAACAGCAUGAACACGUACAUGACCAUGUCGGCCAUGAGCACCACGGCCAACAUGACGGCCGCCACCUCUAUGAACAUGUCCUACGCCAACACGGGCAUGAGCCCCUCGCUCACCGGCAUGUCCCCGGGCACGGGGGCCAUGCCUGGCAUGGGCUCAGCCGGUGUGGCAGGGAUGGGCACUCACCUGAGCCCCAGCAUGAGCCCUAUGGGUGGCCAAGCGGGUUCCAUGAAUGCCCUGGCCCCCUACACCAACAUGAACUCCAUGAGCCCCAUCUACGGGCAGUCCAACCUCAACCGCUCACGGGACCCCAAGACCUACCGGCGCAGCUACACGCACGCCAAGCCACCCUACUCCUACAUCUCCCUCAUCACCAUGGCCAUCCAGCAGUCACCCAACAAGAUGCUGACGCUGAGCGAGAUCUACCAGUGGAUCAUGGACCUCUUCCCCUUCUACCGCCAGAACCAGCAGCGCUGGCAGAACAGCAUCCGCCACUCGUUGUCCUUCAACGACUGCUUCCUCAAGGUGCCCCGCUCCCCGGACAAGCCGGGAAAAGGCUCCUUUUGGACGCUGCAUCCCGAUUCGGGCAACAUGUUUGAGAACGGCUGCUACCUGCGCCGCCAGAAGCGCUUCAAGUGCGAGAAGCAGUUGGCCUCCAAGGACAGUGGUGGGGCGGGCGGUGGAGCGGGUGGUGGGGGCAAGAAGGGGCCGGGGCAGCCCCCAAGCCAGCCCCUGGGGGAAGGCAGCUCCUCGGGGGGCUCCGAGGGCUCUGCCGGUGCUGAGUCCCCGGCCAGCACCUCGCCGUGCCAGGACCACAAGCGAGCCCUGGCUGACUUGAAGGGGACACCAGGGUUAAGCCCCGGGGAGCCAGCAUCCUCACCGGCCCAGCACCUCCUGGCCCCCCCGCACCCCGGCCUGCCCCAUGACGCCCACCUCAAGCCCGAGCACCACUACGCCUUCAACCACCCCUUCUCCAUCAACAACCUGAUGUCCUCCUCCGAGCAGCAGCACCACCACCCUCACCACCACCACCACCACCACCACAAAAUGGACCUGAAGGCCUACGAGCAGGUGAUGCACUACUCGGGCUACGCCUCGCCCAUGCCCGGCAGCCUGGCCAUGGGGCCCGUAACGAACAAAAACGCCUUAGAGUCCUCCCCUUUAGCCGGAGAGACUUCUUACUACCAAGGUGUGUAUUCCCGGCCCAUCAUGAACUCCUCCUAAAAGGGGCGAGGGGAAAACCCACCCCCCCAUCGAGGGGGCAGCCCCCGGUACCCCCAUGCAGCCCCUGACAGAGCAGUGGACUAUGAACGCUCUCGAGCACGGUACAUAUACAUAUAUAUAUCUCUAUAUAUUUUCUUUUUAUUUCCUUUUCCAUUGGCUCCAGAUGUUUGCAUCCAUUCGGGAAACAGCAGCCGUGUGUCUCGCAAGCAUCUCGGGGGGGGUCACCCCCCAAAGCCACCCGUGCUGGGGUUGGGCUGCAAUUCCCUUGUUUUCCCUUGGUUUUGGUGGGGAGGGACGGGUUGGGGGCGAAGGGAUGGGAAAAAGGGGGUUCUAUUGGGCUUAUUUUAUUACUUUUCGUUGUCGUCGUCGCAAGGAGGUAUAAAUAUAUCUAUUUUUUUGUGUGGAAGUGACGGGGAAGAAAAAAACCACAACGAAACACAAGCAAAACGAAACCCUCCUUCAGUGUGAAACCCAUGCUAGUUUGGAAUCCCAGGACCAAAAGUCUUGUAAUAUUGUAAAAAAGGGGGAAAAGAGGGGUAAAAAAAAAAAAAAGAAAAGAAAAAAAUAGAAAAAAAUUGUGAAAAAUUAUAAUAAUAACAAUAAAAAAAAGUCAGAAUAGAUCGUUGUAAUUGAAACAAACGCUUGAUGUUACCGGGAGAGUAAACUACUUGGAUCUGAUUAAUUUAUCGUUUCUGUACGCUUUAUUUAUGGCUUAUAAAUGUGUAUUCUGGUAGCGACUAGCCAGAUUUUCACAGAACUCUAUUAAAGUGUUAUUGGCGGUUUUUUUC
Neopsephotus bourkii (Bourke's parrot) is the source of this 2632-nucleotide messenger RNA. It is a transcript of the gene FOXA2, whose product is annotated as forkhead box A2. The transcript is spliced from 2 exons. Gene Ontology annotation, biological process: regulation of transcription by RNA polymerase II; anatomical structure morphogenesis; cell differentiation. The coding region runs from base 495 to 1844 and encodes 449 amino acids. NCBI's taxonomy places the organism in Eukaryota, Metazoa, Chordata, Aves, Psittaciformes, Psittacidae. Gene Ontology annotation, molecular function: RNA polymerase II cis-regulatory region sequence-specific DNA binding; DNA-binding transcription factor activity, RNA polymerase II-specific; transcription factor binding. The record is from RefSeq and is a predicted model, not a curated record.